AUGCUAAUAACUGCAGCAUUUCAUUUGCAGCCUCCCCAUUCUAAAAAGAAACCAUGUCUCCCAUACACAGCAGACACCAUCAAAUGUUUGCUACAUCAUCUCAAUCUUUCCCUGCCUCUUGAUGCUGCAGUCUGUGACCGCAACAAUCUCGAACAAACAGUUUUCUUCAUUCCCAAAACUAAAACCAGUGCCAAUGGCGAAGACGUCUUCUGGGCGAUCCAAAGUGGUCUGACUGAUUCUGACCACCUCCUUCAGAAUCAUUUCUUUUCCGCUUUCCUCGCUCGCUUGCACAAGGCCUUCAAGCAAGCUAAAAUCAACCCUUUACAAGGUCAUGGCAUUCGCAUCAGAUCAACCUUGGAGUAUCUCCUUUGUGGCACCCCAUUUGACAUCAUAAAAACCAUAGGACGCUGGAAAACUGAUGCUUUUCUACUCUACCUUCGAAAACACACUUAA
Desarmillaria tabescens is the source of this 453-nucleotide messenger RNA. RefSeq lists its product as uncharacterized. Gene Ontology annotation, molecular function: DNA binding. Lineage: Eukaryota; Fungi; Basidiomycota; Agaricomycetes; Agaricales; Physalacriaceae. The record is from RefSeq and is a predicted model, not a curated record. The transcript is spliced from 3 exons. The coding region runs from base 1 to 453 and encodes 150 amino acids.